This is a messenger RNA of Prosopis cineraria, 1210 nucleotides long. Its product is annotated as GDSL esterase/lipase At1g29670-like. The coding region runs from base 1 to 1077 and encodes 358 amino acids. Gene Ontology annotation, molecular function: hydrolase activity, acting on ester bonds. The transcript is spliced from 5 exons. NCBI's taxonomy places the organism in Eukaryota, Viridiplantae, Streptophyta, Magnoliopsida, Fabales, Fabaceae. The record is from RefSeq and is a predicted model, not a curated record.
AUGAGUUAUUGUUGGAAGAGAAAGCAAUGGUUGGUUUUGCGUGGUGUUGUGAUGUUGGGUGCUACAAUAUGGAUGGUGGAAGGAGAGCCACAAGUGCCAUGCAUCUUCAUAUUUGGUGACUCCUUAUCAGACAACGGAAACAACCAUGCUCUUCCCACCUCCGCCAAAGCUAACUACUUCCCGUACGGCAUCGACUUCCCCGGCGGCAAGCCCACCGGAAGAUUCACCAACGGCCUCAAUUCUGUUGAUUUCAUCACUCAAUUUCUGGGAUUCGACAAGCUGAUCCCUCCCUUCGCAAACACCGCCGCCGACAUAUCCAAAGGAGUCAACUACGCCUCCGGUGCCGCCGGAAUUCGCAACGAGACCGGCAAGCAUCUCGGAUCUGAUAUAAACUUGGGGUUACAACUAACAAAUCACAGAACAACAGUAUCUCAGAUCAGUGCUGGACUGAAUAAGAGCUCAGAGAAAGUAGAGCAGCUACUCAACAAGUGCUUGUAUUAUGUGAAUAUAGGAUCCAAUGAUUACUUAAACAACUACUUCUUGCCCCAAUAUUACCCUACCAGCACCUCCUUCACUCUUGAUCACUAUGCCUCUGAUCUUAUCCGACAAUAUUCUCACAUCAUCCGAAGUCUAUAUGAUAUUGGAGGGAGGAAGUUUGUGUUGGUGGGGAUGGGGUAUAUAGGUAGCACCCCAAGGGCACUUACAACACUUGAAACAAAUAGUAGUGUUGAUGACAUUAAUAAAGCGGCUUUCAUCUUUAACUCAAACCUCAAAUCUCAAGUUGAUCGCUUCAAUAAGGCUCUCCCAAAUGCCUCUUUCAUCUUCAUCAACAGUACUGUUUCCAAAGUUGAUCCUUCACUUGGUUUCAAAGUUUUGGAUUCUGGGUGUUGCCAAGUAGGGGAAAACGGGCAGUGCGUUGCUAAUGCAAGGCCAUUUGAAAACAGAAAAGAUUUUGUGUUCUUUGAUUCAUUUCAUCCCACUGAAGCUGUCAACUUACUCAUUGCAAUUUCUUCAUAUAAUGCUUCAAUUCCUGGUUUCACUUAUCCAAUGAAUAUUUCCCAGCUUGUUCGUUCUUAAAUCUACCAUUUCUCUCUCUCUCUCUCUCUGUAUAUACCAAUGUCCAGCUGAUAUAUGAUGCAAUGUUUCAUCCUUGUAAAUUUUGUAAUAAACUGUUUUAGAACCCCAUGCACUAGCUAGCUAGGUAACUCCC